AUGCAAUUGAGACUUGAGAGCAAAUCAAGAAAAUUGAAGGAAGAAGCAGCAGCAAAGCGAGAGGAAGGGCUGGAAAAUAUGCGGUUAGAAUUAUUUGAGAAAUCUUCAGAGGAGAGGGAAAAGAAGAAAAUUCGAGCUUUGAACAGCUUCCGGUUCUCUUCUUCAUCUCCAACUACAAUGGUGCGGCAGCCAAAAUCUGAGGAUACUAUCCAGCCCCUUAGUCCUGUGCCCCAUCAAACAUAG
Molecule: messenger RNA, 243 nt
Organism: Prunus armeniaca (apricot)
Lineage: Eukaryota; Viridiplantae; Streptophyta; Magnoliopsida; Rosales; Rosaceae
Source: the annotation of a GenBank genome assembly